AUGGACUCGACAAAUAUUAAACGGGGGCUAAGCAACGAGAACAACUGCGUCCCUGACGCAACGCUGAAAACGGGGGGUGGUGCACACAGUGAAGAGGGGGAGGAAGUGACAACGACCGAAAAGGGAGUCGCACUACAAGUGGGGGAGAUGCACACGGACGUCGAUACGGUUGAGGGUGCCACCGUUGAGGACGCGCAAGCUCAGCAGACACAAAAAGGGCGGAAGGGAAGUACCCAUUGGGGGGACGACAUCAGGGAGGGAAACCACAAAAGGGAGAGCAGCCUGACGGAUGACCAGCUGACCGACCACAAGAAGAGCCAAGGGAAGAGUGAGACCAUCACCACCCAGCGAGACGUCGAAUUUCACAAGCUGUACGAAAGCGACGACAACAAUUUUGUGUCCCCCCGGCACAGCUCCACUAGCGAAUCUGUAAAAAAAGAGGAGCUAGACAAAGAGAAAAAAAAAAAAAAAAAAAACAGCAGCAGCAACAACAUGACGCUUAACACAACCAUGUUGCAGUCAUACAUUCACAGAAGCUACGACAAAGUAUCGAAUGCUUUUAUUAAAACUUCCAAGUCGCUCUUGAAGAGAACGAGCAACAUCACCUACUCCGAGGAAGCAGACGUGGGUGCGGCGGCGGCGGCGGAAGCGGCCGACCGGGUAACAAGUGCAAAAUGGGGAAGCUCAGACGGGGUCGAUGCGGGAAGAAAAGUUAAAAGCGCCAAGGCAAGGCUGCUAAGAGGUUGCCUCACCAGCUCAGCGAGUCAGGUGGAAGGUCAAGUGCCGAGUGAAUGGGAUGUCCCCUCAACCUGCCAUGACAGGAAUGAAAAUUCUUUCUUCAAAGAAAAUUUCGAUUUAAUAAAUAAAACGUUACGAGAAGAUAAUAAAUGGGGGGAGAAAAAUAAAGAACGCAUGAUGGGCAAAUGCAAAAAACUGCUAGAGAGCAAUGACACGGUGAAGCUGUAUAACGAAAUUGAAGACCUUUACGAGGAGAGGAUCCUACUGCUAAAAUUUAUUAACUACUACAUGGACAUAACGGAGAAGCAUCAACGUGAACUGCAGAAGAUACAAACGUCCUACGAAAUUUUACUCACAGAGAAUGAGCAGCUCAGUCAAAACAACAUCACCUUCAAGAGGCAUAUUAACUUGUUACGCACUGGAGACACUCCCGCGCAGGAGUGA
Plasmodium fragile is the source of this 1182-nucleotide messenger RNA. RefSeq lists its product as uncharacterized. The transcript has a single exon. Bases 1 to 1182 code for a protein of 393 amino acids. NCBI's taxonomy places the organism in Eukaryota, Apicomplexa, Aconoidasida, Haemosporida, Plasmodiidae. The record is from RefSeq and is a predicted model, not a curated record.